GAAAAAUUAUCGAUGUUCUUUCUAUUUUGAAAACACUUUGAACAACGAGUAGAGAAAGAAACGUACAGAAAAGUUCUAUUCGUUUAGGAUAAAUUAGUUUAUGUAAAAAUGGCGGCAGCUGACUUCGAGGGAUCAGUAUCUCAAGCAAUCGGAGAGGUCGAUCAAGAAGUUGAAGCCCUUGAACAAGAAGGAAAAGAUAUGGAAAGUCUGAGCAAAGAAACGGAAGCUGCGAUAGAGAUGUUGAGCACUGGAGUACUCUCUGCUUUCCUUCCUGAGAUGGAUAACAUGAAAGAAAGAAUGAAUGAAUUAACUAAAAAUCAAGGCGUACUUAUUGAGACAAUGCAGCAAGAAAAUGCAAAAUUUGGAGAAAGUCAAGAAGCAAAGGCACUGAUUGAGAUCAUUUCACAGGUUAAAAGUUAUCACAGUAAACUAAAUAGAAUACAUCUUGAAAUGGAACAAAUAAAUGAAAGAGUGGCAAGACUCAAGAGAAGAGCACAAAAAUUAAAGGUACAAAAAGAGAAAGAAGAAAAGAACAAAUUAGAUGCCAAGAAACGUGAACAAGAAAUUGAAAGACAACUGAUUGCUAAACCAGCCACAGAUCAAGAAAUUGGGUUAUAUUCCUGUCCAAAAGAUGCCGAUGAAGUGUUGUACUUUAAAAGACUCACACAGCUAGCGAUCACCCCCACUCGAGGAUCGUCACAUGCCGCUGGUUAUGACUUGUAUAGCGCUUACGAUGUCGUUAUUCCUGCUUCUGGUAAAGCACUAGUAAAGACGGAUAUUGCUGUAGCUAUCCCUGAAGGAUGUUAUGGGAGAGUUGCUCCAAGGUCAAGUUUGGCUUGGAAGCAUCAAAUAGAUGUUGGUGCUGGUGUGAUUGACAUGGAUUACCGUGGAAACGUAGGCGUGGUAUUGUUUAAUCUUGGGCAGAAAGACUAUGAAGUUCAUCAAGGAGAUAGAGUAGCACAACUUGUGGUGGAGAGAAUUAGCAUGCCGGCGUUAGUUGAAGUGGAGGACCUUGACGACACUGCAAGGGGUGCUGGAGGAUAUGGAUCAACUGGGAAAUAGAUGAUCACAUGAUCAGCAAAUCAUGUGACCUUGCGCUAUCACUUUACACACUCCAAUAUUUGGCAGGACUAUACAUAUUAUAUACAGUAUCUAUAUUUAAUAAUCAGAGCAAUAAAUGAUAAACUAAAAGACUUUACUGGCUUAUUACUUAUUUUAUAGUUUUCCCACUUUAAAAUCUAAUAUUUAUCAGUUCUCACUAGAGGCCAAUAAGACUAGCAUGUAUUUACAGUAACACUCAUUUGGUCUAUAGACAGAUUAUAUGUAUAUAAUAAAAUUCUUCAUUUAACAA
Molecule: messenger RNA, 1351 nt
Organism: Actinia tenebrosa (Australian red waratah sea anemone)
Lineage: Eukaryota; Metazoa; Cnidaria; Anthozoa; Actiniaria; Actiniidae
Biological process (GO): dUTP catabolic process; dUMP biosynthetic process
Molecular function (GO): dUTP diphosphatase activity; magnesium ion binding
Source: RefSeq, a predicted model, not a curated record